This is a messenger RNA of Carassius auratus (goldfish), 21927 nucleotides long. Its product is annotated as neuroblast differentiation-associated protein AHNAK. Gene Ontology annotation, cellular component: cytoplasm; nucleus; costamere. Gene Ontology annotation, biological process: regulation of RNA splicing. Gene Ontology annotation, molecular function: oxidoreductase activity; protein binding. The record is from RefSeq and is a predicted model, not a curated record. Lineage: Eukaryota; Metazoa; Chordata; Actinopteri; Cypriniformes; Cyprinidae. The coding region runs from base 396 to 20870 and encodes 6824 amino acids. The transcript has 6 exons.
GCCCAAAUUCUGCCAUUCUCCAUAGCCCGGAGUUACAAGCACACUGAGAAAACCCAGCACGAAUGUGAGAGGAAAAGAGAGACAGAGAGAGCAAGUGACAAAGUAACUAAUAAAACCAGAAAAAAAAUAAAAUAAAGUGAGGCUUCGCGCCUCGAGAAAGAACAAGAGUAUACACGAGUACGUUCAAGUUUAGUUUAGAAAGCGUGGUGGAAAACUUUUCUGGGCUGUGGCAGAAAGCUGUGGACCGCGGAAGAUGCCAGAGCAAAGGUGUUGAACUGUAACAGAAUAUAGAGGAAGACGGGAGAGAGUUUCAGCAUUAGCCUUGGAAAUUCAGAAAGAACAAGGGCUGACACGGUCCACACUAGGGGACAGGUGAAGAAGUAACACAUUUAGAGAUGGCUGAUGAGCAGGACACAAGGGAAGUGCUUUUCCCACAGUGGACGGGCACUGAUAAGCUUGGUCUCACCAUAGAACAAAAAGGUCAAGGAGAGAUUUUUGUCAAAGAGGUGAAAGAUGAGUCCCCUGCUGCUCAUACUGGAAAAGUAUAUGAAGGUGACCAAAUUGUGGGGGCCACCAUUUACUUUGAUAACAUGAGCUCAGAAGAAACGGCUGAAUUAUUAAAGACUCUAAAUCGACAUAAGGUUGGACUAAAAUUACAAAAUAAGUCUGGAGACAGGUCGCCUUGCCGUUCUCCAAUGGGGACAUUGUCACGGGAAGGACGUGGAGGGUUAGGAGGUUCUAGUUCAGACAUUCUUCUGAGUGGGGAUGACGAAGACUACAAGAGAAUCUACACUAAGAAGAUUAAACCUAGGCUAAAGUCAGAGGAUCUUGCUGAGGGUGUUGAUGUGCGCACAGAACGUCACAGCAGCACAAGCAGUGAUGGUUGCACCAUUACUACAAUCACUCGUCGAAUAACUACCUACACUGUAGACGUGCCUGGGGAGACUAGUCAGCAGAUUGAUCACUCAAGCCCUGAGUUCAAAUUUCAGGUCUUGCAGCAUGAGCAGUCGGAGGGGGAUUCUACUCAAAUUAGAUUACCACAUAGUAGCCUUGUUAGUGGUGCACAUGGAGGUAUACAAAUGGGGGACAUAACUCUUAGCGGUCCCCAUGUCACUGGCUCCACUGUGAAGCACUCUAGCACAGAAUCUGGAAAAGCAACAAGUGAAUUAGAUGGUAGUGGUAAAGAGAUUAUAAUUAAUGUGUCAGACACUGGACUGUCAGGUGGUAGAGGACAGAAGGGGAUAGAACAUUUUGGAAGGACUGAAGCUUCUGCAGGUAGUAGUGAUCUCUCUGGCAGAGUAACCAUGGGGUUAGACAAAGACAUGAGAAAUAUUUCUUCUCCAUUGGAAACUGGUUUUAAAGCUUCAAGUAUGAUGGGAGGAACUGAGGUUCCUACAGUAAAGGGCCCUGUUCUGAAUACUCGUGUUUCAGGUUUUUCCAUUAGUGGAGAUACAGGGGGCAGUAUUGGCAGGGAAUCUUUAUCUGAAGUGCGUAAGGAUGGGUCUGCUGAUAAAACCAAAUUGUCUAAAGUUACCAUAGAUGUGCAAAGGCCCAAGGAAGUUCAAAAUGUGGAAGAGAAUUUUAACAAUCAAAAUCUUAAAGAUAUUAGUCAGAGAGGUUUCAGCAUAACUGGGAAUCAAGAAAUGUCAGCUAGGGUUCAGGAACCUGAUACAGUAGUAUGUCUACCCAAAGCUGAUGUAAAAAUCACACAACCAGAUAUGGAUGUCAGGGGUCUAGAGCUUCACUUCAAAGGACAUGAGCCUACAGUCAAAGAUGUCAAAUUUGAUGCGCCAUCAAUCACUGGUCAAAUUUCUAUGCCAGAUAUAGAUUUAAAUCUCAAAGGACAAAAAAUGAAUGAUGUAAAUCUUGCUAAAGCCAAAAUGGAGAUUAAAGCACCAGAUGUGGAAAUCAAGAGUCCAGAGUUUAAUGUUGAGAAAUCUGAAGUAAGAGUCAGAUAUCCCGAAAUCAAGAUACCACCAGUCUCCGGUUCUAGGAUUGCAGUGUCUGACGAGAACUUAAAUGUAAAAGGGUCAACAUUGAAUGCACCAGAUGUUGACAUCAAAGCUUCUGAGGUUGAUAUUGGAGGACCUGAGGGAAAAAUCAAGGGCCCCAAAUUCACAAUGCCGUCGAUCUCUGGUCCAAAAAUUUCUAUGCCAGACGUUGACUUAAAUCUGAAAGGUCCUAAACUGAAAGGCGAUAUUGACGUGUCCAUUCCAAAAGUGGAAGGAGAUAUUAAAGCACCAAAAGUUGAAAUUAAAGGCCCAGAAAUGGAAGUAUCUGAGGAUGGAUUUAAGAUACCAAAGAUCAAAAUGCCAUCAUUCGGAAUGAAGGGUACAAAACUGGAAGGUCCAGAUGUAGAUGUGAAAAUCUCUAAAACUGAUAUUGACAUUAAGGCACCAAAUGUGGACAUCAAAGCUCCAGAGGUUGACAUUGAAGGACCUGAGGGAAAAAUCAAGGGCCCCAAAUUCAAGAUACCAUCAGUCUCUGGUCCAAAUAUUUCUAUGCCAGAUGUCGACUUCAAUCUGAAAGGUUCAAAACUGAAAGGUGAUGUUGACGUGUCUGUUCCCAAAGUGGAAGGAGAUAUUAAAGCACCAAAAGUGGAAAUUGAAGGCCCAGAAAUUGAAGGACCUGAGGGUGGUUUUAAGAUGCCAAAGAUCAAAAUGCCAACAUUUGGAAUGAAGGGUCCAAAACUGGAGGGUCCAGAUCUUGAUGUGAAAAUCCCUAAAGGCGAUAUUGACAUUAAGGCACCAAAUGUGGACAUCAAAGCUCCAGAGGUUGACAUUGAAGGACCUGAGGGAAAAAUCAAGGGCCCCAAAGUCAAGAUACCAUCAGUCUCUGGUCCAAAGAUUUCUAUGCCAGAUGUUGACUUCAAUCUUAAAGGUCCAAAACUUAAAGGUGAUGUUGACGUGUCUGUGCCCAAAGUGGAAGGAGAUAUUAAAGCACCAAAAGUGGAAAUUGAAGGCCCAGAAAUUGAAGGACCUGACGGUGGUUUUAAGAUGCCAAAGAUCAAAAUGCCAACAUUUGGAAUGAAGGUUCCAAAACUGGAGGGUCCAGAUGUUGAUGUGAAAAUCCCUAAAGGCGAUAUUGACAUUAAGGCACCAAAUGUGGACAUCAAAGCUCCAGAGGUUGACAUUGAAGGACCUGAGGGAAAAAUCAAGGGCCCCAAAGUCAAGAUACCAUCAGUCUCUGGUCCAAAGAUUUCUAUGCCAGAUGUUGACUUCAAUCUGAAAGGUCCAAAACUUAAAGGUGAUGUUGACGUGUCUGUGCCCAAAGUGGAAGGAGAUAUUAAAGCACCAAAAGUGGAAAUUGAAGGCCCAGAAAUUGAAGGACCUGAGGGUGGUUUUAAGAUGCCAAAGAUCAAAAUGCCAACAUUUGGAAUGAAGGGUCCAAAACUGGAGGGUCCAGAUGUUGAUGUGAAAAUCUCUAAAACUGAUAUUGACAUUAAGGCACCAAAUGUGGACAUCAAAGCUCCAGAGGUUGACAUUGAAGGACCUGAGGGAAAAAUCAAGGGCCCCAAAUUCAAGAUACCAUCUGUCUCUGGUCCAAAGAUUUCUAUGCCAGAUGUCGACUUCAAUCUGAAAGGUCCAAAACUGAAAGGUGAUGUUGACGUGUCCGUUCCCAAAGUGGAAGGAGAUAUUAAAGCACCAAAAGUGGAAAUUGAAGGCCCAGAAAUUGAAGGACCUGAGGGUGGUUUUAAGAUGCCAAAGAUCAAAAUGCCAACAUUUGGAAUGAAGGGUCCAAAACUGGAGGGUCCAGAUGUUGAUGUGAAAAUCCCUAAAGGCAAUAUUGACAUUAAGGCACCAAAUGUGGACAUCAAAGCUCCAGAGGUCGACAUUGAAGGACCUGAGGGAAAAAUCAAGGGCCCCAAAGUCAAGAUACCAUCAGUCUCUGGUCCAAAGAUUUCUAUGCCAGAUGUUGACUUCAAUCUGAAAGGUCCAAAACUUAAAGGUGAUGUUGACGUGUCUGUGCCCAAAGUGGAAGGAGAUAUUAAAGCACCAAAAGUGGAAAUUGAAGGCCCAGAAAUUAAAGGACCUGAGGGUGGUUUUAAGAUGCCAAAGAUCAAAAUGCCAACAUUUGGAAUGAAGGGUCCAAAACUGGAGGGUCCAGAUGUUGAUGUGAAAAUCCCUAAAACUGAUAUUGACAUUAAUGCACCAAAUGUGGACAUCAAAGCUCCAGAGGUUGACAUUGAAGGACCUGAGGGAAAAAUCAAGGGCCCCAAAGUCAAGAUACCAUCAGUCUCUGGUCCAAAGAUUUCUAUGCCAGAUGUUGACUUCAAUCUGAAAGGUCCAAAACUUAAAGGUGAUGUUGACGUGUCUGUGCCCAAAGUGGAAGGAGAUAUUAAAGCACCAAAAGUGGAAAUUGAAGGCCCAGAUAUUGAAGGACCUGAGGGUGGUUUUAAGAUGCCAAAGAUCAAAAUGCCAACAUUUGGAAUGAAGGGUCCAAAACUGGAGGGUCCAGAUGUUGAUGUGAAAAUCCCUAAAACUGAUAUUGACAUUAAGGCACCAGAUGUGGACAUCAAAGCCCCAGAGGUGGACCUUGAAGGACCUGAGGGAAAAAUCAAGGGCCCCAAAUUCAAGAUUCCAUCUGUCUCUGGUCCAAAAAUUUCUAUGCCAGAUGUUGACUUCAAUCUGAAAGGUCCAAAACUGAAAGGUGAUGUUGACGUGUCUGUUCCCAAAGUGGAAGGAGAUAUUAAAGCACCAAAAGUGGAAAUUGAAGGCCCAGAAAUUGAAGGACCUGAGGGUGGUUUUAAGAUGCCAAAGAUCAAAAUGCCAUCAUUCGGAAUGAAGGGUCCAAAACUGGAGGGUCCAGAUGUUGAUGUGAAAAUCCCUAAAGGCGAUAUUGACAUUAAGGCACCAAAUGUGGACAUCAAAGCUCCAGAGGUUGACAUUGAAGGACCUGAGGGAAAAAUCAAGGGCCCCAAAUUCAAGAUGCCGUCGAUCUCUGCUCCAAAGAUUUCUAUGCCAGAUGUUGACUUCAAUCUGAAAGGUCCAAAACUGAAAGGUGAUGUUGACAUUUCCGUUCCCAAAGUGGAAGGAGAUAUUAAAGCACCAAAAGUGGAAAUUGAAGGCCCAGAAAUUGAAGGACCUGAGGGUGGUUUUAAGAUGCCAAAGAUCAAAAUGCCUUCAUUCGGAAUGAAGGGUCCAAAACUGGAGGGUCCAGAUGUUGAUGUAAAAAUCCCUAAAACUGAUAUUGACAUUAAGGCACCAGAUGUGGACAUCAAAGCUCCAGAGGUGGACCUUGAAGGACCUGAGGGAAAAAUCAAGGGCCCCAAAUUCAAGAUUCCAUCUGUCUCUGGUCCAAAGAUUUCUAUGCCAGAUGUGGACUUCAAUCUGAAAGGUCCAAAACUGAAAGGUGAUGUUGACAUGUCCAUUCCCAAAGUGGAAGGUGAUAUUAAAACACCAAAAGUUGAAAUUGAAGGCCCUGAAAUUGAAGGACCUGAGGGUGGUUUUAAGAUGCCAAAGAUUAAAAUGCCAUCAUUCGGAAUGAAGGGUCCAAAACUGGAGGGUCCAGAUGUUGAUGUGAAAAUCCCUAAACCUAAUAUUGACAUUAAGGCACCAGAUGUAGACAUCAAAGCUCCAGAGGUUGAUAUUGAAGGACCUGAGGGAAAAAUCAAGGGCCCCAAAUUCAAGAUGCCAUCGAUCUCUGGCCCAAAUAUAUCUAUGCCAGAUGUUGACUUCAACUUGAAAGGUCCAAAACUGAAAGGUGAUGUUGACAUGUCUGCUCCAAAAGUGGCAGGAGAUAUUAAAGCACCAAAAGUGGAAAUUGAAGGCCCAGAAAUUGAAGGACCUGAGGGUGGUUUUAAGAUGCCAAAGAUCAAAAUGCCAUCAUUCGGAAUGAAGGGUCCAAAAUUGGAGGGUCCAGAUGUUGAUGUGAAAAUCCCUAAAGCCGAUAUUGAUAUUAAGGCACCAGAUGUGGACAUCAAAGCUCUGGAGGUAGACCUUGAAGGACCUGAGGGAAAAAUCAAGGGCCCCAAAUUCAAGAUGCCGUCGAUCUCUGCUCCAAAGAUUUCUAUGCCAGAUGUUGACUUCAAUCUGAAAGGUCCAAAACUGAAAGGUGAUGUUGACGUGUCCAUUCCCAAAGUGGAAGGAGAUAUUAAAGCACCAAAAGUGGAAAUUGAAGGCCCAGAAAUUGAAGGACCUGAGGGUGGUUUUAAGAUGCCAAAGAUUAAAAUGCCAUCAUUCGGAAUGAAGGGUCCAAAACUGGAGGGUCCAGAUGUUGAUGUGAAAAUCCCUAAACCUAAUAUUGACAUUAAGGCACCAGAUGUAGACAUCAAAGCUCCAGAGGUUGAUAUUGAAGGACCUGAGGGAAAAAUCAAGGGCCCCAAAUUCAAGAUGCCAUCGAUCUCUGGCCCAAAUAUAUCUAUGCCAGAUGUUGACUUCAACUUGAAAGGUCCAAAACUGAAAGGUGAUGUUGACAUGUCUGCUCCAAAAGUGGCAGGAGAUAUUAAAGCACCAAAAGUGGAAAUUGAAGGCCCAGAAAUUGAAGGACCUGAGGGUGGUUUUAAGAUGCCAAAGAUCAAAAUGCCAUCAUUCGGAAUGAAGGGUCCAAAAUUGGAGGGUCCAGAUGUUGAUGUGAAAAUCCCUAAAGCCGAUAUUGAUAUUAAGGCACCAGAUGUGGACAUCAAAGCUCUGGAGGUAGACCUUGAAGGACCUGAGGGAAAAAUCAAGGGCCCCAAAUUCAAGAUGCCGUCGAUCUCUGCUCCAAAGAUUUCUAUGCCAGAUGUUGACUUCAAUCUGAAAGGUCCAAAACUGAAAGGUGAUGUUGACGUGUCCAUUCCCAAAGUGGAAGGAGAUAUUAAAGCACCAAAAGUGGAAAUUGAAGGCCCAGAAAUUGAAGGACCUGAGGGUGGUUUUAAGAUGCCAAAGAUCAAAAUGCCAUCAUUCGGAAUGAAGGGUCCAAAACUGGAGGGUCCAGAUGUUGAUGUGAAAAUCCCUAAAGCCGAUAUUGACAUUAAGGCACCAGAUGUGGACAUCAAAGCUCCAGAGGUUGAUAUUGAAGGACCUGAGGGAAAAAUCAAGGGCCCCAAAUUCAAGAUGCCAUCGAUCUCUGGCCCAAAUAUAUCUAUGCCAGAUGUUGACUUCAACUUGAAAGGUCCAAAACUGAAAGGUGAUGUUGACAUGUCUGCUCCAAAAGUGAAAGGAGAUAUUAAAGCACCAAAAGUGGAAAUUGAAGGCCCAGACAUUGAAGGACCUGAGGGUGGUUUUAAGAUGCCAAAGAUCAAAAUGCCAUCAUUCGGAAUGAAGGGUCCAAAAUUGGAGGGUCCAGAUGUUGAUUUGAAAAUCCCUAAAGCCGAUAUUGAUAUUAAGGCACCAGAUGUGGACAUCAAAGCUCUGGAGGUAGACCUUGAAGGACCUGAGGGAAAAAUCAAGGGCCCCAAAUUCAAGAUGCCGUCGAUCUCUGCUCCAAAGAUUUCUAUGCCAGAUGUUGACUUCAAUCUGAAAGGUCCAAAACUGAAAGGUGAUGUUGACGUGUCCAUUCCCAAAGUGGAAGGAGAUAUUAAAGCACCAAAAGUGGAAAUUGAAGGCCCAGAAAUUGAAGGACCUGAGGGUGGUUUUAAGAUGCCAAAGAUCAAAAUGCCAUCAUUCGGAAUGAAGGGUCCAAAACUGGAGGGUCCAGAUGUUGAUGUGAAAAUCCCUAAAGCCGAUAUUGACAUUAAGGCACCAGAUGUGGACAUCAAAGCUCCAGAGUUUGACAUUGAAAGACCUGAAGGAAAAAUCAAAGGCUCCAAAUUCAAGAUGCCAUCAAUCUCUGGCCCAAAUAUUUCUAUGCCAGACAUUGACUUCAAUCUGAAAGGUCCAAAACUGAAAGGUGAUGUUGACGUGUCCAUUCCCAAAGUGGCAGGAGAUAUUAAAGCACCAAAAGUGGAAAUUGAAGGCCCUGAAAUUGAAGGACCUGAGGGUGGUUUUAAGAUGCCAAAGAUCAAAAUGCCAUCAUUCGGAAUGAAGGGUCCAAAACUGGAGGGUCCAGAUGUUGAUGUGAAAAUCCCUAAAGCUGAUAUUGACAUUAAGGCACCAGAUGUGGACAUCAAAGCUCCAGAGGUUGACAUUGAAGGACCUGAGGGAAAAAUCAAGGGCCCCAAAUUCAAGAUGCCAUCGAUCUCUGGCCCAAAUAUAUCUAUGCCAGAUGUUGACUUCAACUUGAAAGGUCCAAAACUGAAAGGUGAUGUUGACAUGUCUGCUCCAAAAGUGAAAGGAGAUAUUAAAGCACCAAAAGUGGAAAUUGAAGGCCCAGAAAUUGAAGGACCUGAGGGUGGUUUUAAGAUGCCAAAGUUCAAAAUGCCAACAUUUGGAAUGAAGGGUCCAAAACUAGAGGGUCCAGAUGUUGAUGUGAAAAUCCCUAAAGCCGAUAUUGACAUUAAUAUACCAGAUGUGGACAUCAAAGCUCCAGAGGUUGGCAUUGAAGGACCUGAGGGAAAAAUCAAGGGCCCCAAAUUCAAGAUGCCAUCGAUCUCUGGCCCAAAUAUAUCUAUGCCAGAUGUUGACUUCAACUUGAAAGGUCCAAAACUGAAAGGUGAUGUUGACAUGUCUGCUCCAAAAGUGAAAGGAGAUAUUAAAGCACCAAAAGUGGAAAUUGAAGGCCCAGAAAUUGAAGGACCUGAGGGUGGUUUUAAGAUGCCAAAGUUCAAAAUGCCAUCAUUUGGAAUGAAGGGUCCAAAACUAGAGGGUCCAGAUGUUGAUGUGAAAAUUCCUAAAGCCGAUAUUGACAUUAAGGCACCAAAUGUGGACAUCAAAGCUCCAGAGGUUGACAUUGAAGGACCUGAGGGAAAAAUCAAGGGCCCCAAAUUCAAGAUGCCAUCGAUCUCUGGCCCAAAUGUUUCUAUGCCAGACAUUGACUUCAAUCUGAAAGGUCCAAAACUGAAAGGUGAUGUUGACAUGUCUGCUCCAAAAGUGGCAGGAGAUAUUAAAGCACCAAAAGUGGAAAUUGAAGGCCCAGAAUUGGAAGGUCCUGAGGGUGGUUUUAAGAUGCCUAAGAUCAAAAUGCCAUCAUUCGGAAUGAAGGGUCCAAAAUUGGAGGGUCCAGAUGUUGAUGUGAAAAUCCCUAAACCUGAUAUUGACAUUAAAGCACCAGAUGUGGACAUCAAAGCUCCAGAGGUUGACAUUGAAGGACCUGAGGGAAAAGUCAAGGGCCCCAAAUUCAAGAUGCCAUCGAUCUCUGGCCCAAAUAUAUCUAUGCCAGAUGUUGACUUCAACUUGAAAGGUCCAAAACUGAAAGGUGAUGUUGACAUGUCUGCUCCAAAAGUGAAAGGAGAUAUUAAAGCACCAAAAGUGGAAAUUGAAGGCCCAGAAAUUGAAGGACCUGAGGGUGGUUUUAAGAUGCCAAAGUUCAAAAUGCCAUCAUUUGGAAUGAAGGGUCCAAAACUAGAGGGUCCAGAUGUUGAUGUGAAAAUCCCUAAAGCCGAUAUUGACAUUAAGGCACCAAAUGUGGACAUCAAAGCUCCAGAGGUUGACAUUGAAGGACCUGAGGGAAAAAUCAAGGGCCCCAAAUUCAAGAUGCCAUCGAUCUCUGGCCCAAAUGUUUCUAUGCCAGACAUUGACUUCAAUCUGAAAGGUCCAAAACUGAAAGGUGAUGUUGACAUGUCUGCUCCAAAAGUGGCAGGAGAUAUUAAAGCACCAAAAGUGGAAAUUGAAGGCCCAGAAUUGGAAGGACCUGAGGGUGGUUUUAAGAUGCCUAAGAUCAAAAUGCCAUCAUUCGGAAUGAAGGGUCCAAAAUUGGAGGGUCCAGAUGUUGAUGUGAAAAUCCCUAAACCUGAUAUUGACAUUAAAGCACCAGAUGUGGACAUCAAAGCUCCAGAGGUUGACAUUGAAGGACCUGAGGGAAAAAUCAAGGGCCCCAAAUUCAAGAUGCCAUCGAUCUCUGGCCCAAAUAUAUCUAUGCCAGAUGUUGACUUCAACUUGAAAGGUCCAAAACUGAAAGGUGAUGUUGACAUGUCUGCUCCAAAAGUGAAAGGAGAUAUUAAAGCACCAAAAGUGGAAAUUGAAGGCCCAGAAAUUGAAGGACCUGAGGGUGGUUUUAAGAUGCCAAAGUUCAAAAUGCCAUCAUUUGGAAUGAAGGGUCCAAAACUAGAGGGUCCAGAUGUUGAUGUGAAAAUUCCUAAAGCCGAUAUUGACAUUAAGGCACCAAAUGUGGACAUCAAAGCUCCAGAGGUUGACAUUGAAGGACCUGAGGGAAAAAUCAAGGGCCCCAAAUUCAAGAUGCCAUCGAUCUCUGGCCCAAAUGUUUCUAUGCCAGACAUUGACUUCAAUCUGAAAGGUCCAAAACUGAAAAGUGAUAUUAAAACACCAAAAGUGGAAAUUGAAGGCCCAGAAUUUGAAGGACCUGAGGGUGGUUUUAAGAUGCCUAAGAUCAAAAUGCCAUCAUUCGGAAUGAAGGGUCCAAAAUUGGAGGGUCCAGAUGUUGAUGUGAAAAUCCCUAAAGCCGAUAUUGACAUUAAGGCACCAGAUGUGGACAUCAAAGCUCCAGAGGUUGACAUUGAAGGACCUGAGGGAAAAAUCAAGGGCCCCAAAUUCAAGAUGCCAUCGAUCUCUGGCCCAAAUAUCUCUAUGCCAGAUGUUGACUUCAACUUGAAAGGUCCAAAACUGAAAGGUGAUGUUGACAUGUCUGCUCCAAAAGUGAAAGGAGAUAUUAAAGCACCAAAAGUGGAAAUUGAAGGCCCAGAAAUUGAAGGACCUGAGGGUGGUUUUAAGAUGCCAAAGUUCAAAAUGCCAUCAUUUGGAAUGAAGGGUCCAAAACUAGAGGGUCCAGAUGUUGAUGUGAAAAUCCCUAAAGCCGAUAUUGACAUUAAGGCACCAGAUGUGGACAUCAAAGCUCCAGAGGUUGACAUUGAAGGACCUGAGGGAAAAAUCAAGGGCCCCAAAUUCAAGAUGCCAUCGAUCUCUGGCCCAAAUAUAUCUAUGCCAGAUGUUGACUUCAACUUGAAAGGUCCAAAACUGAAAGGUGAUGUUGACAUGUCUGCUCCAAAAGUGAAAGGAGAUAUUAAAACACCAAAAGUGGAAAUUGAAGGCCCAGAAUUUGAAGGACCUGAGGGUGGUUUUAAGAUGCCUAAGAUCAAAAUGCCAUCAUUCGGAAUGAAGGGUCCAAAAUUGGAGGGUCCAGAUGUUGAUGUGAAAAUCCCUAAAGCCGAUAUUGACAUUAAGGCACCAGAUGUGGACAUCAAAGCUCCAGAGGUUGACAUUGAAGGACCUGAGGGAAAAAUCAAGGGCCCCAAAUUCAAGAUGCCAUCGAUCUCUGGCCCAAAUAUCUCUAUGCCAGAUGUUGACUUCAACUUGAAAGGUCCAAAACUGAAAGGUGAUGUUGACAUGUCUGCUCCAAAAGUGAAAGGAGAUAUUAAAGCACCACAAGUGGAAAUUGAAGGCCCAGAAAUUGAAGGACCUGAGGGUGGUUUUAAGAUGCCAAAGUUCAAAAUGCCAUCAUUUGGAAUGAAGGGUCCAAAACUAGAGGGUCCAGAUGUUGAUAUGAAAAUCCCUAAAGCCGAUAUUGACAUUAAGGCACCAGAUGUGGACAUCAAAGCUCCAGAGGUUGACAUUGAAGGACCUGAGGGAAAAAUCAAGGGUCCCAAAUUCAAGAUGCCAUCGAUCUCUGGCCCAAAUAUAUCUAUGCCAGAUGUUGACUUCAACUUGAAAGGUCCAAAACUGAAAGGUGAUGUUGACAUGUCUGCUCCAAAAGUGAAAGGAGAUAUUAAAACACCAAAAGUGGAAAUUGAAGGCCCAGAAUUUGAAGGACCUGAGGGUGGUUUUAAGAUGCCUAAGAUUAAAAUGCCAUCAUUCGGAAUGAAGGGUCCAAAAUUGGAGGGUCCAGAUGUUGAUGUGAAAUUCCCUAAACCUGAUAUUGACAUUAAGGCACCAGAUGUGGACAUCAAAGCUCCAGAGGUUUAUAUUGAAGGACCUGAAGGAAAAAUCAAGGGCCCCAAAUUCAAGAUGCCAUCGAUCUCUGGCCCAAAUAUAUCUAUGCCAGAUGUUGACUUCAACUUGAAAGGUCCAAAACUGAAAGGUGAUGUUGACAUGUCUGCUCCAAAAGUGAAAGGAGAUAUUAAAGCACCAAAAGUGGAAAUUGAAGGCCCAGAAAUUGAAGGACCUGAGGGUGGUUUUAAGAUGCCAAAGUUCAAAAUGCCAUCAUUUGGAAUGAAGGGUCCAAAACUAGAGGGUCCAGAUGUUGAUGUGAAAAUCCCUAAAGCCGAUAUUGACAUUAAGGCACCAGAUGUGGACAUCAAAGCUCCAGAGAUUGACAUUGAAGGACCUGAGGGAAAAAUCAAGGGCCCCAAAUUCAAGAUGCCAUCGAUCUCUGGCCCAAAUAUUUCAAUGCCAGACAUUGACUUCAAUCUGAAAGGUCCAAAACUGAAAGGUGAUGUUGACAUGUCUGCUCCAAAAGUGGCAGGAGAUAUUAAAGCACCAAAAGUGGAAAUUGAAGGCCCAGAAUUUGAAGGACCUGAGGGUGGUUUUAAGAUGCCUAAGAUCAAAAUGCCAUCAUUCGGAAUGAAGGGUCCAAAAUUGGAGGGUCCAGAUGUUGAUGUGAAAAUCCCUAAAGCCGAUAUUGACAUUAAGGCACCAGAUGUGGACAUCAAAGCUCCAGAGGUUGACAUUGAAGGACCUGAGGGAAAAAUCAAGGGCCCCAAAUUCAAGAUGCCAUCGAUCUCUGGCCCAAAUAUAUCUAUGCCAGAUGUUGACUUCAACUUGAAAGGUCCAAAACUGAAAGGUGAUGUUGACAUGUCUGCUCCAAAAGUGAAAGGAGAUAUUAAAGCACCAAAAGUGGAAAUUGAAGGCCCAGAAAUUGAAGGACCUGAGGGUGGUUUUAAGAUGCCAAAGUUCAAAAUGCCAUCAUUUGGAAUGAAGGGUCCAAAACUAGAGGGUCCAGAUGUUGAUGUGAAAAUCCCUAAAGCCGAUAUUGACAUUAAGGCACCAGAUGUGGACAUCAAAGCUCCAGAGGUUGACAUUGAAGGACCUGAGGGAAAAAUCAAGGGCCCCAAAUUCAAGAUGCCAUCGAUCUCUGGCCCAAAUAUAUCUAUGCCAGAUGUUGACUUCAACUUGAAAGGUCCAAAACUGAAAGGUGAUGUUGACAUGUCUGCUCCAAAAGUGAAAGGAGAUAUUAAAGCACCAAAAGUGGAAAUUGAAGGCCCAGAAUUUGAAGGACCUGAGGGUGGUUUUAAGAUGCCUAAGAUCAAAAUGCCAUCAUUUGGAAUGAAGGGUCCAAAAUUGGAGGGUCCAGAUGUUGAUGUGAAAAUCCCUGAAGCCAAUAUUGACAUUAAGGCACCAGAUGUGGACAUCAAAGCUCCAGAGGUUGACAUUGAAGGACCUGAGGGAAAAAUCAAGGGCCCCAAAUUCAAGAUGCCAUCGCUCUCUGGCCCAAAUAUAUCUAUGCCAGAUGUUGACUUCAACUUGAAAGGUCCAAAACUGAAAGGUGAUGUUGACAUGUCUGCUCCAAAAGUGAAAGGAGAUAUUAAAGCACCAAAAGUGGAAAUUGAAGGCCCAGAAUUGGAAGGACCUGAGGGUGGUUUUAAGAUGCCAAAGUUCAAAAUGCCAUCAUUUGGAAUGAAGAGUCCAAAACUAGAGGCUCCAGAUGUUGAUGUGAAAAUCCCUAAAGCCGAUAUUGACAUUAAGGCACCAGAUGUGGACAUCAAAGCUCCAGAGGUUGACAUUGAAGGACCUGAGGGAAAAAUCAAGGGCCCCAAAUUCAAGAUGCCAUCGCUCUCUGGCCCAAAUAUAUCUAUGCCAGAUGUUGACUUCAACUUGAAAGGUCCAAAACUGAAAGGUGAUGUUGACAUGUCUGCUCCAAAAGUGAAAGGAGAUAUUAAAGCACCAAACGUGGAAAUUGAAGGCCCAGAAAUUGAAGGACCUGAGGGUGGUUUUAAGAUGCCAAAGUUCAAAAUGCCAUCAUUUGGAAUGAAGGGUCCAAAACUAGAGGGUCCAGAUGUUGAUGUGAAAAUCCCUAAAGCCGAUAUCGACAUUAAGGCACCACAUGUGGACAUCAAAGCUCCAGAGAUUGACAUUGAAGGACCUGAGGGAAAAAUCAAGGGCCCCAAAUUCAAGAUGCCAUCGAUCUCUGGCCCAAAUAUUUCUAUGCCAGACAUUGACUUCAAUCUGAAAAGUCCAAAACUGAAAGGUGAUGUUGACAUGUCUGCUCCAAAAGUGGCAGGAGAUAUUAAAGCACCAAAAGUGGAAAUUGAAGGCCCAGAAAUUGAAGGACCUGAGGGUGGUUUUAAGAUGCCAAAGUUCAAAAUGCCAUCAUUUGGAAUGAAGGGUCCAAAACUAGAGGGUCCAGAUGUUGAUGUGAAAAUCCCUAAAGCCGAUAUUGACAUAAAGGCACCAUAUGUGGACAUCAAAGCUCCAGAGGUUGACAUUGAAGGACCUGAGGGAAAAAUCAAGGGCCCCAAAUUCAAGAUGCCAUCGCUCUCUGGCCCAAAUAUAUCUAUGCCAGAUGUUGACUUCAACUUGAAAGGUCCAAAACUGAAAGGUGAUGUUGACAUGUCUGCUCCAAAAGUGAAAGGAGAUAUUAAAGCACCAAAAGUGGAAAUUGAAGGCCCAGAAUUGGAAGGACCUGAGGGUGGUUUUAAGAUGCCAAAGUUCAAAAUGCCAUCAUUUGGAAUGAAGGGUCCAAAACUAGAGGGUCCAGAUGUUGAUGUGAAAAUCCCUAAAGCCGAUAUCGACAUUAAGGCACCAGAUGUGGACAUCAAAGCUCCAGAGAUUGACAUUGAAGGACCUGAGGGAAAAAUCAAGGGCCCCAAAUUCAAGAUGCCAUCGAUCUCUGGCCCAAAUAUUUCUAUGCCAGACAUUGACUUCAAUCUGAAAAGUCCAAAACUGAAAGGUGAUGUUGACAUGUCUGCUCCAAAAGUGGCAGGAGAUAUUAAAGCACCAAAAGUGGAAAUUGAAGGCCCAGAAUUUGAAGGACCUGAUGGUGGUUUUAAGAUGCCAAAGAUCAAAAUGCCAUCAUUCGGAAUGAAGGGUCCAAAAUUGGAGGGUCCAGAUGUUGAUGUGAAAAUCCCUAAAGCCGAUAUUGACAUUAAGGCACCAGAUGUGGACAUCAGAGCUCCAGAGAUUGACAUUGAAGGACCUGAGGGAAAAAUCAAGGGCCCCAAAUUCAAGAUGCCAUCGAUCUCUGGCCCAAAUAUUUCUAUGCCAGACAUUGACUUCAAUCUGAAAAGUCCAAAACUGAAAGGUGAUGUUGACAUGUCUGCUCCAAAAGUGGCAGGAGAUAUUAAAGCACCAAAAGUGGAAAUUGAAGGCCCAGAAUUUGAAGGACCUGAUGGUGGUUUUAAGAUGCCAAAGAUCAAAAUGCCAUCAUUCGGAAUGAAGGGUCCAAAAUUGGAGGGUCCAGAUGUUGAUGUGAAAAUCCCUAAAGCCGAUAUUGACAUUAAGGCACCAGAUGUGGACAUCAAAGCUCCAGAGGUUGACAUUGAAGGACCUGAGGGAAAAAUCAAGGGCCCCAAAUUCAAGAUGCCAUCGAUCUCUGGCCCAAAUAUUUCUAUGCCAGACAUUGACUUCAACUUGAAAGGUCCAAAACUGAAAGGUGAUGUUGACAUGACGGCUCCAAAAGUGAAAGGAGAUAUUAAAGCACCAAAAGUGGAAAUUGAAGGCCCAGAAAUUGAAGGACCUGAGGGUGGUUUUAAGAUGCCAAAGAUCAAAAUGCCAUCUUUCGGAAUGAAGGGUCCAAAACUGGAGGGUCCAGAUGUUGAUGUGAAAAUCCCUAAAACUGAUAUUGACAUUAAGGCACCAGAUGUGGACAUCAAAGCUCCAGAGGUUGACAUUGAAGGACCUGAGGGAAAAAUCAAGGGCCCCAAAUUCAAGAUGCCAUCGAUCUCUGGCCCAAAUAUUUCUAUGCCAGACAUUGACUUUAAUUUGAAAGGUCCAAAACUGAAAGGUGAUCUUGACAUGUCCGUUCCAAAAGUGUCAGGAGAUAUUAAAGCACCAAAAGUGGAAAUUGAAGGCCCAGAAAUUGAAGGACCUGAGGGUGGUUUUAAGAUGCCAAAGAUCAAAAUGCCAUCAUUCGGAAUGAAAAGUACAAAACUGGAGGGUCCAGAUGUUGAUGUGAAAAUCCCUAAAGCCGAUAUUGACAUUAAGGCACCAGAUAUGGACAUCAAAGCUCCAGGGCUUGACAUUGAAGGACCUGAGGGAAAAAUCAAGGGCCCCAAAUUCAAGAUGCCAUCAAUCUCUGGUCCAAAUAUUUCUAUGCCAGAUGUUGAUUUCAAUCUGAAAGGACCAAAACUGAAAGGUGAUGUUGAUGUGUCUGUUCCAAAACUGGAAGGAGAAAUUAAAGCCCCAGAUGUGAAUAUUAAGGGUCCAGAACUUGAUAUCGAAUUACCAGAAGGAAAGAUCAAGGGCCCCAAAGUCAAGAUGCCAUCAAUAUCUGGUCCUGAAGGUCCAAAUGUUGAGGUUAAUUUUCCAGAAACAAAUGUCAAGAAGUCUAAAUUCAAAAUGCCCAAGUUUGGAUUUAAAGGGCCGAAGAUUGAAGCACCUGAUGUUGAUGUCAAAUUUCCGAAAGGAUCUAAAGUGAAAGGUCAAGCGGGUGUCAGUUUGGAAGGUGAUGUAAAUAUGCCAAAAGUGGAAGUUGAUUCUUCAAGUAUAGAAGUUAAAAGUCCAGAGGGAGGAUUCAAGAUGCCAAGAUUUAAAAUGCCAAAGUUCGGUUUUAAGUCACCCAAAGGAGAAAUUGAUGUCAGUGUACCUAGUGGUGACAUUGGUUUAAAAUCAUCUGAAAUUGACAUCAAGACUCCUGAUCUUGAUGUUGAGGGACAAAUCAAGGGCACCAAAUUCAAAAUGCCAUCGAUCUCUGGCCCAAAUAUUUCUAUGCCAGAUGUAGACUUCAACUUGAAAAGUCCAAAAGUCAAGGGUGAUAUUGAUGUUUCUGGACCCAAUAUUGCAGGUGACAUAAAGGCUCCAAAAGUGGACUUUGAAGGACCUGAUGUUCAGAUAGAGGGCCCAGAAGGUGGCAUCAAAAUGCCUAAAAUCAAAAUGCCAACAUUUGGGCUCAAAGGUCCUAAAGUGGAGGGCCCAGAUGUUGACAUCAAUUUCCCCAAAGCAGAUGUUGAUAUUAAAGGACCUGAAAUUGACAUCAAAACUCCAGAUCUUGACAUUGAAGGACCUGAGGGCAAAAUAAAAGGUCCCAAGUAUAAAAUGCCUUCCGUAUCCGGUCCAAAAAUCUCUAUGCCAGAUGUAGAUUUCAACUUGAAAAGUCCAAAAGUCAAGGGUGAUAUGGAUCUUUCUGUACCAAAGAUUUCAGGGGAUGUAAAGGCACCAAAAAUAGACAUUGAAUGUCCUGAUGUUGAUUUUGAGGGCCCAGAAGGUGGCUUCAAGAUGCCUAAAAUGAAAAUGCCAUCAUUUGGACUCAAAGGUCCUAAAGUGGAGGGCCCAGAUGUUGACAUCAAUCUCCCCAAAGCAGAUGUUAACAUUAAAGGACCUGGAAUUGACAUUAAAGCUCCUGAUCUUGACAUCGAGGGACCGGAGGGCAAAAUCAAAGGUCCCAAGUUUAAAAUGCCUUCCAUAUCAGUUCCAAAAAUGUCUAUGCCAGAGGUCAACUUAAAAGGCCCCCAAAUAAAAGGUGAUAUGGAUGUUUCAGUACCUAAGAUUUCAGGAGACAUAAAGGCACCAAAAGUGGACAUUGAAUGUCCUGAUGUAGAUAUUGAGGGCCCAGAAGGUGGCUUCAAGAUGCCUAAAAUGAAAAUGCCAUCAUUUGGACUCAAAGGUCCUAAAGUGGAGGGCCCAGAUGUUGACAUCAAUCUCCCCAAAGCAGAUGUUAACAUUAAAGGACCUGAAAUUGACAUUAAAGCUCCUGAUCUUGACAUCGAGGGACCAGAGGGCAAAAUCAAAGGUCCCAAGUUUAAAAUGCCUUCCAUAUCAGUUCCAAAAAUGUCUAUGCCAGAGGUCAACUUAAAAGGUCCCCAAAUAAAAGGUGAUAUGGAUGUUUCAGUACCUAAGAUUUCAGGGGACAUAAAGGCACCAAAAGUGGACAUUGAAUGUCCUGAUGUAGAUAUUGAGGGCCCAGACGGUGGCUUCAAGAUGCCUAAAAUGAAAAUGCCAUCAUUUGGACUCAAAGGUCCUAAAGUGGAGGGCCCAGAUGUUGACAUCAAUCUCCCCAAAGCAGAUGUUAACAUUAAAGGACCUGAAAUUGACAUUAAAGCUCCUGAUCUUGACAUCGAGGGACCGGAGGGCAAAAUCAAAGGUCCCAAGUUUAAAAUGCCUUCCAUAUCAGUUCCAAAAAUGUCUAUGCCAGAGGUCAACUUAAAAGGCCCCCAAAUAAAAGGUGAUAUGGAUGUUUCAGUACCUAAGAUUUCAGGGGACAUAAAGGCACCAAAAGUGGACCUUGAAGGUCCUGAUGUUGAUAUUGAGGGCCCAGAAGGUGGCUUUAAGAUGCCUAAAAUGAAAAUGCCAUCAUUUGGACUCAAAGGUUCUAAAGUGGAGGGCCCAGAUGUUGACAUCAAUCUCCCCAAAGCAGAUGUUGACAUUAAAGGACCUGAAUUUGACAUUAAAGCUCCUGAUCUUGACAUCGGGGGACCGGAGGGAAAAAUCAAAGGUCCCAAGUUUAAAAUGCCUUCCAUGUCCGUUCCAAAAAUGUCUAUGCCAGAGGUCAACUUAAAAGGCCCCAAAAUAAAAGGUGAUAUGGAUGUUUCAGUACCUAAGAUUUCAGGCGACAUAAAGGCACCAAAAGUGGACAUUGAAGGUCCUGAUGUUGAUAUUGAGGGCCCAGAAGGUGGCUUCAAGAUGCCUAAAAUCAAAAUGCCAUCAUUUGGAUUCAAAGGUCCUACUGUGGAGGGCACAGAUGUUGACAUCAAUCUCCCCAAAGCAGAUGUUGACAUUAAAGGACCUGAAAUUGACAUUAAAGCUCCCGAUAUUGACAUUGAGGGACCUGAGGGCAAAAUCAAAGGUCCUAAGUUUAAAAUGCCUACCAUAUCGGGUGCAAAAAUGUCUAUGCCAGAUGUCAACUUAAAAGGCCCCAAAGUCAAGGGUGAUGUGGAUGUUUCAGGUGACAUAAAGAGACCAAAAGUGGACUUUGAAGGUCCUGAUGUUGAAAUUGAGGGCCCAGAAGGUGGCAUCAAGAUGCCUAAAAUCAAAAUGCCAUCAUUUGGUCUCAAAGGUCCUAAAGUGGAGGGCCCAGAUGUUGACAUCAAUCUCCCCAAAGCAGAUGUUGACAUUAAAGGACCUGAAAUUGAUAUUAAAGCUCCUGAUCUUGACAUUGAAGGACCUGAAGGUGGUUCAAAACAUGUUAAGUUCCCAAAAUUCAAAGGUCCCAACUUUGGAAUGAAGCCUUCAGAUGGCAAUCUUUCAAUACCUGAAAAAGAUAUAGGGGCAAGUAUUGAUGUCAAAAGCCCUGAUGUCAACAUCAGUGGACCAGAUGCAAAUAUGAAGGUGCCAAAAAUGAAGAAAUCUAAAUUCUCGCUUGGAGUUAAGAGCCCAAAAUUAGAUGCAGAUAUUCCUGAUGCUGGUGGUAGUGUAGAAGGACCUGAUAUGAACAUAAAUGUGAAAGGAAAGAAAGGUAAAUUCAAAUUGGCCAAAGGGAAGGGGAAGAUUGAAACCAUCAAGGUGGAGGCAAAUGAACCUGACUUACAGAUGAAGUCAACCAAAGUAAAGAAACCUCUUUUUGGAAGGUUACAUUUUCCAGAUGUGGAAUUUGACAUCAAAUCUUCAAAGGCUAAAGGUAGUUCAUCUGCCUCUGGAACUAUAAAAUCAUCUGCUGAUUUGCCUUCUGCCAGCCUUAAAACUGAUAUUCAGACACCAGAUGCUAGUUUGGACAGUCCUGAUUUCAAAACAAAAGGAGGAAAAAUCAAAAUGCCCAAAGUUGGCAUCUCUGGCUCUGAAAUAAAAACUCCUGAACUGGUUGUUAGAGAUGCAGCUUUAGAGGUUCCAGAAAAGACCUUUCAAUCCCCAGAUUUCAGUGUAGCAGGAUCAGACAUUAAUGGAAAAGGCAAGGCUAAAUUUGACAUAGGAGGAAAAAUACAGGAUGUUGAGUUGAGAGGGCCUACUGUAAAUGUCCAUGGUGGUGCAUUAGAUGCUGAUUUAAGUCUCACAGAGCAAAAAGGAGUAAAAGGGAGCAUUGAAAUACCAGGCUUUAAUGUAAGAGGACAAAAGGGAGAGACUGCAAGUGGGUUAGACAUGAAGCCAGAUGCAUCAUUAUCUGGUGUGAUGGAGUACCAAGAAGGUAAUGUAACCUUUCCUAAAAUCAAAGUACCAAAGUUUGGUGUUGCAUUGCCUAAAGUAGAUGGAGGUGAGAUGAGAGUUGAUGUAGGUUCAAGUGAAUUGGCUACAGGUUCUCAAGUUUCUUCCCAAAGUCUGGAAAUGGAGAACACUGAUAUGAAAAGCAGUGGUGGAAAAGUGAAAGUCAAAAUGCCAAAAUUAUUUGUCAAAUCUAAAUCCAAAGUUGGCAGUGCAGCUGAUCUUACUGUUGAGGGAGAAGGUGUUGAUGUUACAAGUAAAGGUGGUGCAAAGGUGUCUAAAGAGUUGAGCCUUAGUUCUGGGGAAUUGACAAGUGGCAAGUUAGCAGUAGAGGGAAGCUCUGGGUUUAAAGUUUCACCAAAGAGUAAAUCUGCCUCCCUUGACCUCUUCAAAAAAACACAUCAUUCAUCUUCUGUAAGUGACGAGGGAGGUUUAGCUUCCCCUGUUUCUGCUGAAGGCCACUUACAGGCAGAGGGUGGCAACAUUUCAGGUGAUGUUGGAGAAAAGGCCAAAGGAAAAAAAGGAAAGUUGAAGUUUGCUACAAUUGGAGGUUUUAGCUCAAAAAGUAAAGGUUCAUAUGAAGUGACAGAUGAAAGUGAGGUUAUGAUUGAGGGUGCUGGUGUAGUUGCUCAGACUUCAAAGAAGUCCAGAAUGUCAUCAUCAUCCAGCAGUGAUAGUGGUACAAAAGGCAGUUUUCGAUUUCCACAACUCGAAUUAGCUAUGUCACCAAAGAAAUAGUUUUUACACUAGUAUCUAUACACAGUACACACACACACACACACACACACACACUUUUGUCAGUCUAGAUGACUGUGUAAAUCUGCCUUUCAUUUAAACAAUAGUGCACUGCCAUAUUGACUUUCUUCACUUGCCACAUAUGUUCUUUACAGGCAUUGGUGUGUGUGUGUCUAAUAUAUAUAUAUAUACUUUUUUUCCCUUCUCUGAAUCACAAUUUAACUGUAAAUAAGAGAAAUCUGUUAUGUAAUUCUAAUUUUGUUUUGUAGAUAGGAAGUUCAAAUCCAAUCCAACAAUGUGUGUAGUUAAUAUAAAAAAUUUGUCAUCUGACAACUUGUUCUAUUUUUGUACUUUAGAAAGUUUUGGAACUAUGUUGUCCUUUCUAAAAUUGCAUGGACACAUUUAAAUGCAAGAGUGAUUUUAGUUAGAUUUAAGAGGUUUUUAAAAAUUCAGCUUCACUUACAUUAGUAGUGCUGUAUCAUAUGUCAUCAUUGCAUAUGAUUAACUAAUUUGAGCAGUGAUAAACCAGAUCUCAGUGAGCACGAUUAAGUUUAAGGGCUGUACAAACUGUAAAUAAUUUGAGUCAAAACCAAUACAUGGGAUAACAUAAUUGUGUGUCUCAAAUAUUAUGACAGUUCAGAUAUUAUGGAAUUUACACAGAGAUUAUAAUCUUCUAAAGUAUUUAUAUCUAAGACUGUCUUUUUCAAUGAUUGCUUGAAUAUCUUUAAAAUGCACAACAAAAAAGCAGUUGGCAAAAGCUGUGACUUGCUUUGAUUUUUAAAUGGUUUCUAAGGUAUUUUUCUUGAUUAUAUCAUCCACAUUUCUUUACAUCCGGAUGACUCUCUCUCUUCCUCUCACUCAGUUUAUGAAAUGCUGUGCUGUAAUGUGGUGAUAUAACUACAGGAAUGCUAAUGCCAAUGGUAAAACAUUAAUAUUUUGAAAAGGCAUAAAUUGUGCAUUUGCCCUUGUAAAUAAUGGGACAUUUAGGCUGCAAGUUUCUAACUUUUUUCCCCCCUUGUAUCACUUGCAAAAAAAUAAAUAAAGUGUACAAUUAUCAAUA